Molecule: messenger RNA, 510 nt
Organism: Arctia plantaginis
Lineage: Eukaryota; Metazoa; Arthropoda; Insecta; Lepidoptera; Erebidae
Source: the annotation of a GenBank genome assembly
AUGAUUAUUCAACGGUGGACUUAUAUAAGAGAUAAUUAUAAUCGAUCAUAUAAAAAGAUAAAAGAUCAGAAAAGCUCAGGAAGCGGCGCCAAAACAGCAAAGCCUUAUGUAUAUAGUAAACAGUUAUCUUUUCUGCAGAAAGUAAUACAACCUAAAGAGACAAUAAAUAAUGUUACUACCGAAAAUAACAACACGGAAUCCGAUAAUAACACAGAAUCCGAAAACCAGAAAAAUAAUUCUGAGGGAAGAAAUGAAACAUUGGAAACAAACUCAAUAGAGACACAUGACACAAUGGCGGCAAAGAGCCCAAUACCGAGUCGUGUACCUAAAAGAUCUCCAAAGCAUAUGAUUAGUCCUGUAGAUGCGAAGAUGAUGAAAUUUAUGGAUUCUUAUUCAAAUAACGAACCUAAAACAAUGAAUCAGCAUCUUUCAUUUUUUUAUGGGAUAUUACCAUCAUUAGAUAAGUAUGACGAUGAUGAAGUCCUCGAAUUCCAAAUGGGCUACAAUUAA